This is a messenger RNA of Didymodactylos carnosus, 204 nucleotides long. The record is from the annotation of a GenBank genome assembly. NCBI's taxonomy places the organism in Eukaryota, Metazoa, Rotifera, Eurotatoria, Philodinida, Philodinidae.
AUGAUAAUACCAAUUCGAUGCUUUACAUGCGGUAAAGUGAUUGGAAACAAAUGGGAAGCAUAUAUUGAAUUAUUGAGGUGUGAUUAUACGGAGGGUGAUGCAUUGGAUGUAUUAAGUUUAAAACGAUAUUGUUGUCGAAGAAUGUUAUUAUCACAUGUUGAUUUAAUUGAAAAACUUUUAAAUUAUACACCACUUGAAAAAUAG